Messenger RNA from Equus quagga, 2974 nucleotides. It is a transcript of the gene SLC30A10, whose product is annotated as solute carrier family 30 member 10. Gene Ontology annotation, cellular component: membrane. Gene Ontology annotation, biological process: manganese ion transport; intracellular zinc ion homeostasis; zinc ion transmembrane transport. Gene Ontology annotation, molecular function: zinc ion transmembrane transporter activity. NCBI's taxonomy places the organism in Eukaryota, Metazoa, Chordata, Mammalia, Perissodactyla, Equidae. The record is from RefSeq and is a predicted model, not a curated record. Bases 803 to 2242 code for a protein of 479 amino acids. The transcript is spliced from 4 exons.
CCUGCAGUUCACUCCGGGAAGGAGGCCUUGUGAGUGAAGAUCCUAGAGAUGGGGGACUGAGCCGAUACUGUGACAUGGCAGGUGGGGAGGUGACAGAAACGAUGUGCCCUUCCGAAGGCUGUGAGCAAGAAGAGAGGGUAAAAUAGCCAUUGCAUAGGUGGUCGCGGAGUGGGAGUGCUGAGGGAGGAAUCUGCCCAAACUUCAGGAAAUGGACAGCAGGAAACACCCUGGAGGGCAGGGUUGGCUGGGUUAGCGCUCCAGGGCCUUCCCGGGUUCACGGGGAAUCUGUAAGGCACGCAGCGCCUGGGCACGUACGCACAAGUGUCCAAGUCCACAGAGAAUACAGCUCACAGCGGUCAAAGUCAUCGUCACUGAGACUGUACAGUCAGGGCGUUGGGGCAUUGGCGAUCGGAGUGAUUGGAGAAGCGGGGGUCAUUGGGUGACUCCCACCUCUGCUGUGUCUGUGAGGCGACAUCCAGACACGCCCCCUUUUCUCAGCAGCUCCCCUCUCUGCCCAGUUCUGUCCUAGAAGGACAGACAUAGGCCCGUGGCCACCUGCCAAGGGAGGCCAGGGCGGAGGACUGGACCCGGGAGGCGGCGUAAGGUCUUCAGAUAUCGCCGCCGCGGCCACUCCUUUAGACUCUGGCCGUGCAGAGCCUGGGGGCGCUCUGCCGCCGCCUUAUAAACGGCCCAGCGCAGGCCGCCCGGGCCGGGAGGCGGGGACCGGGCAUUGGCGGAGUCAGGGGCGCCCGCCUGCGCCCACCUGUUGCGGCAGCGCGGGGCGACCGGCGGUGGCGGGAACAUGGGGCGCUACUCGGGCAAGACGUGCCGGCUGCUCUUCAUGCUCGUGCUCACCGUCGCCUUCUUCGUGGCCGAGCUGGUCUCGGGCUACCUGGGCAACUCCAUCGCGCUGAUCUCCGACUCCUUCAACAUGCUGUCGGACCUGAUCUCGCUGUGCGUCGGGCUGACCGCCGGCUACAUCGCGCGGCGCCCCAGCGGGGACUUCAAGGCCACCUACGGCUACGCGCGCGCCGAGGUGGUGGGCGCGCUCAGCAACGCCGUCUUCCUCACCGCGCUCUGCUUCACCAUCUUCGUGGAGGCCAUGCUGCGCCUGGCCAGGCCCGAGCGCAUCGACGACGCCGAGCUGGUGCUCAUCGUGGGCGCCCUGGGGCUGGCGGUCAACGUGGUGGGGCUGCUCAUCUUCCAGGACUGGGCCUCCUGGUUCGCCUGCUGUGGCCGCCGCCGCCGCCGCCGCCAGCAGCAGCAUCAGGAGCAGCUGGCCCAGGGCGGCCCUAGCGGCGCUCUCGGGGGUCUGCAGGGCACAGAGGGCCGGUGGCACGCCGGCCGGGACUCGGUCGUGACCCUCCGCGGGGCUUCGGUGGAAAGGAAGAAGGAGGAGGGGGCGACCGUGUUCUCAAACGUAGCAGGUGAUUCCCUGAACACCCAGAAUGAGCCAGAAGAGACUGUGAAAAAGCAGAAAAAGUCCGAAGCCCUGAAUAUCAGAGGUGUACUUUUGCAUGUGAUGGGAGAUGCCCUGGGGUCAGUGAUUGUGGUCAUCACAGCCAUCAUAUUCUAUGUGCGUCCCCUGAAAACUGAGGACCCGUGUAACUGGCAGUGCUACAUUGACCCCAGCCUGACUGUGGUCAUGGUCAUCAUUAUUUUGUCAUCUGCCUUCCCACUCAUCAAGGAGACUGCUGUUAUUCUCCUGCAGAUGGUCCCCAAAGGAGUCAACAUGGAAGAGCUGAUGAGUAAACUCUCCAACGUGCCCGGAAUCAGCAGUGUACAUGAAGUGCACAUCUGGGAGCUUAUAAGUGGAAAGAUCAUUGCCACCCUGCACAUCAAGUUUCAGAAAGACGGGGACUAUCAGGAUGCCAGCAUCAAAAUUCGAGAAAUCUUCCACGAGGCAGGAAUCCACAGCGUGACCGUACAGUUUGAGAAGGUGGACGUGAGGGAGCCUCCAGAGCAGGGGGACCUGUUGCUCUGCAGCUCACCCUGCAUCUCCAAGAGCUGUGAGAAGCAACUGUGUUGUCCCCCUAGGCCUCUGCCUCUGGCCCAUGUCAAUGGCUGUGCUGAGCACAAUGGCGGUCCCUCACUAGACACACACCAAAGUGACAGCCUUGGGAGACAAGAAACCACAGAAGUGACUAUUGAAGUAUCUUUGGAUGGCUCUCUGAGUGAGCACGGACAAGCUCUUAGCAAAACUCAGGAGGACCAAUGUUAUGUCAACAGCACCCAUUUUUAAUCUGGUACCCACAUAAACAGACUGUAUAGACAAGACUCUUUGAAACUACUGGCUUGGCUUGGGAAAGCGCUUUGUGGGUUGUAGAUACUGACCACUCACAAUGUGCACGCUCUGUGUUCAGUAAGAGGUUGGCUGUUUGGGAUGUUAGUUGAACAUGUCUCUUAAUUUUGAUGUGACGGAUAACCUCUUUGCACUGUCCUGGGUGUCUCAAGCUGCUCUUCUACAGUUUUAGUUUGAACAUUUAUUUUCGGAAGCAAACGGCACUAGUCUAUAGAUCAGGGACAUUGAAGGCUGGGCCUCAAUGGCUGUGGACACAAGGAUUCAAGGUAGUGUUUGUUUUAAACUGAUUAGAACUCCUAGCUGACUCUCAGGUGAGGUCAUAGCCAAGUACAUAAAAAAACAAAGAACAUUAAGAACCAUAAUAGCUAUAUUUUCCCCCAUUCCACUGGAAGGAAAUGCUUUUUGACUACCUCUUCAUUUCGUGAGGUGGAGAGAAACUACUAUUUACUUUCUGCUGUGAACUGAACGUCAGCUAUAGGGUGUUUCAAGUGUUUAAAUACAUAAAAUAUUUUUUUUCCCACUUGGAAGUGUGGAAAUAUUUCUACAUCCUUAAAUAUGACACAAGUGUGUAUAUACUGUUUUUUUUUUGGGGGGGGGGGAAGAUUAGCCCUGAGCUAAUACCCACCUCCAAUCUGCCUCGUUUUGCUGAGGAAGAGUGGCCCUGAGCUAACA